UUUAGCAGACGAAGAACAUUACAACGCAUUUAUUAUUCAAAGUCCACAUUCCUCAAGACUCACGUGGGUCUCUCUUACGUAUAUGUAGGCUUAAAAUCGUGUGGAUUGGAAUCUCUUUCUCCAUGUAGCAGUACUAUAAAAGAUUUAGAAUGGAAAAGUCAAUUAGUAAUUGCCCACAGUGUAGAGAACCCUAUUCCAGUAGCUUACCCAAAACAAGUCAUUACAUGAGAUGUGGUUUGCCAUUGACUUUACAUUGUGGUCAUGGUGUUUGCUAUCACUGUAUAGUUUCCAAAAGAUCUCACCCAAAACGUGGCACUGCAUCGUCUACUAAAGGCCCAGACUCCACCACCAUCAGUUGUGCCGUCUGUAAAUGUGUGUCUGUUAUUCCACACGAAGCUGUUCAAAAUGUGCUGGCAGUCAUCAACUGCUAUCAGUUGGGCCUGAUCCAGCUGAAUGAGCUGGGGAUUGAUAUGGCAGCGGAAAACAUUGGCUUUAGAGAUGGAUCUAGAGGAUUGUUCGUCCCCAGUAGCCCAGAACUGGUUUUGGAAAGACCCCAGCUACUUAAUCCCACAGGAAAAUGCCCCAUUCACAACACCUCAAUAGACUUCUGGUGCUACAACGAUGAAGUUCUGUUGUGUGGGGGUUGCAGGAUAUCUUGCCAUCUUGGCCAUGAUGUUGUCAGGUUGUUGGACAGGAACAAAGAGGAGCUAGAAAGUUUCUAUGGAGCGGCUGAAGAAGCGGUGGAAUUGGUCAGCAAUAUGAAGAAAACGUGCAGUUACAUCAAAGGACAGUCUGAGCGCGUGAAAUUAGAGUACGACCUACUCAUCAAACAGUUGCGAGGCCAUUUUGCCGAAUUGCACACCCUUUUGGCUUCCAGGGAACAGCAGAUGCAGCACGAGUUGUUCCAAAGAUUCCAGGAACGAACUGGCUCCCUCAACAACGCCGAACGUCACAUCCGGGAAGGCCAACUGGACUUGAGUAAGCGAUUGCAGAAGGCCACCAAGGCAGUGAGCAGCGACAUUCCGCCCAGUAGGUCAGCCAUCGCCCGUUGGACACAAUCGAUCCGCCAGUUCAAUUCCUACAAGAAUCUCGUCGACGAGACGCGGGAUAAUGUGAACUCGGUGACUCUGUCGGCUGUAUUUGAACCGGAUGAGGAGUACAUCCAUCACCUUCGCCACGAUUCGGUGGCCACUGUCAGUUCAGAGUACGAAGGCUCAUCCUAUUGGAAUCGCCUGCUCAGUCAGUUUGACGAUUGCAAGCAGGAAAAGGAUCGCCAAUCGCUGGAUCAUUUGAGUUCGACUUCUCCUUGCGAACCGACCGAGAAGAAGAGGGCCCGGAAGCACAUGAAUUCGUCACCUCUGGCCAUCAAUCAUUACGAGAGCGGCAUGCAGCUGACUGGACGUGUCGUCCACGACGAAGACAAAUGUUUCUACAUUCAAGUUCAUAGCCAAAACGGCGAUGGAGGCCGCGAGGAGCUGAAAAAGCUUCAAACUCUUAUUCAAACCUGCGAGAAGAAUCCCGCGCCUCGGUUGAGCGAACUGAAACUGGGUCAGCUGGUGGCCGGCCGUUUCCACGGAAAAUGGUACCGCGCCUUGAUCGAGGAGAUCAACUUUAAUUGUGACGAUCUGGCCAUCUUUUUUGUCGACUAUGGCAACCGAAAAUUCGCGACGGUUCAAACGAUUCGGCUGCUGGGCAACGGGAUGUCCGAUUUACCGGCUCAAGCCGUCCGCUGCUGUCAGACGGAUUCACAGACGUCCGUUUCUCACAGCGAACCGAAAUUCGUCAACGUACGUGUUGAUCGUGUUGAUCCGGGCGGGGUUGGCCGAUCGGACGGCCAAGAGUACACCCUCUGGGUCACAGUGUGUCCGUCGCCGGUCGACGAGAACAUUAUCAACACCAUCACUCCGCCCAAGGAGCCAGUGGAUCCUUUUACUGCGUAUACGCCGAUGAGUAUCCACAAAGCGGUGCGCACACUUCCAACCCCUCCUCCGCCGGAAGCGAUUGUGGCCAAGAGGAAGCGCUUCCCAGCCAAAGAUUGGGUUCCCAGGACUCCACGUGCAGGACCCUCAGAUAUCCCCUAUGUCUCUGAUUAUCAUCACCCUGCUCCUGUUCCAUCCAUUCACUCCUCUGCGAAAUCGGCAUUCAGAGCCUCGCCAGUGCCGUCACAGUCGCCCGUCUACGUCCCGCCACCACCGGCCCUUUAUGAAGGACAGGAGAACCGCUUCCGGACAAAAGUAGUCGUCAGUCACUUAAAUUCGACCGGAGAAUUUUAUAUCCAGAUUGACAAGGCUCAAGAGACGUACGUCAACUUGACUCGGCAGCUGGACGUUCAUUUCGCCAACUCGUCGCUUUUGCUGGAGCAGUUGAAUCAGACGGACAUGAAGACUAUCGGUUUGAUCUGCGCCGCCAACGUCGACGGCCAUUGGAAUCGCUGCCGGAUCGUGGACAUUGUUGACGACAAGACGGUGACACUUUACCUGACGGAUGUUGGCAAAAAGAUCCAAGUCGACUGCACGCAACUCUACCGGCUGAGUCAUCCCCGAUGGAUGGAAACGCCGGCACUGGCUUUGGAAUGUCGUUUGUGGGGCGUCCGCCCAGCUGGCCAUAUGACCAAAUGGUCGGGUUCUGCCACCGACAAGAUGAGAAAAAAAAUCAAGGAGUGCAGCGCUCUCUUCGUCCAAGUUUAUUUCGUCCAGGAGGAAUUAGACGACACUGGACUUUUCCAGUCUGUUCAUUACGUCCGGCUCUACCAUGAAUACAUCAAACCAGGCGGCCCACUGGAAUUUGACCAAACGCUGACGGGUUGCAUUAACGACGAGUUGCUGGACCGGGGACUGGCCCUGAGGGAUCCUAUGCUGGUGACGCUGCAGCCUUCGCCCAAACGUUGGCUGCCCAGCGUGACUCUCCCUCCGGAAUUGGAAAGAGCUUUGCCCAUUUGGAUGGAUGACGACGGUCGGCUUUACUUCCAUCGUCCGACGGGACCUACCAAUCACGUGAGCGUCAUCAACAAACUCAUCAACUGGCACUACGAAAAGUCGACGCCGACACCGGCCGAUUUGGCCCAUUGGGUCAAGGAUGAGCCCUGCAUCGUUUUGUACACGGAUCAGAAAUGGUACCGGGCCAUCGUCUUGACGGCCGACGACGAGGCCACAUCGGCCUUUGUUCUGUUUGUCGACUACGGCAACCCUGAGAAGGUGUCGUACGAGAACAUGAGGAAAUCCCUGCUCUGCUACGAGUAUCCAAUCCAGGCCAGCAGGUGCCGUCUGUCGAGAUACCCCGGACCAGAAACGAAGCCCACCGAAGACGAAUUGGAGAUGCUGCACCAUAUCCUGAUCGAUAAGGAAAUUACGGUGCGGGUUCUCGAACCGGCUACCAGCGGAUCCGAUCCCGUCGUCGACAUUUGGUUUCCCGACGAAGGAGCGAAGGAUCUCAAGGAUAUAUUCCAGCAAUUGCGCCCGGAAUACAGGUACUCUGGCACUCGUUCGAAAGCCUCUGGUUCUCCAGUGGAUUCGUCACCCCGCCCAGGUACUCCGGCGCCGACUCUUCCGCUGAGCACCGUCGACCUGGACGACUCGAUUUUCGACGCGAAUUCGUCCGACUUCUCGGACGACGUGUACCCGAUUUUUAAUUUUGACGUGUUCCACGAGUCAAGAGAGAUGGACGUGUACCGGCCUCUGUUCAUCCCCCGCCGAGUCUCGCUGCCCAUCCGCAUCAUUUCCUUCGACUAUGAACAAUGCCAGGGCGUGUUCAGUCCGGAGCGGAUAAGUUUCGGCGACAGUCCGCACCAGUGGCAGGAGCAGGUGGAAGGUUACGCACGUCUCAGCUCCGAAUUGCAGAGAGCCGCGCCCCUUUUCCCGGACCUGGACGUUGUCGAAUCUGGGAGUCCGUGCACUUGUCGCUACCCGGAAGACGGUAGGUGGCAGCGCGGCAAGGUGCUCGGCUACGAUGACGAUAACCUGGAAUACCUGCGAAUCGAGUUGGUCGACAUGGGAAUGACCGUCAAGUUGCGCAAGUACAAGAUCAAGCAAUUGGCCACCGAAUACCUUGGCUUGCCUCGUCAUUCGGCCAAGGCCAAGAUGAGCUACCCUGCGGUCCCCUCUUGGCAUGCGCCAGAUCUCAGUUUCAUCCGCUCUCGCCAUAAGAAAGGCAAACACAGCUUCGUGUCCUUUUUCAAAGAAAUUAAUGAACCACUUGAGAUGAAAUUGUUGUUCAAAGACUGCCAAGGAAAACUCAUUCCGGCCAUCGAGUAAUCCAGCGGAAGCGGAAAACUUUAUUUUUUUGGCGUCAAACGAAAAAGCGGCGGGUGAUAUUAUUUUGUGUUUCGUUUCCUAAAAUUUCGUUUUUUUUCUUUCUUCCAAUCAAGAAAGAGAAUGGCGAAACAGAAUUCUGCGCAUCUCAUUUUCGUUGUUGUUGUUCAUCGCUUGUCCGUCGCCCUUUUUCGUGUAUUUGCAAAAUGAAUAGAAAAUACAGAUCAAACCACAAUAACAAAAAGUGUUAUGGCCGCUGUGAUUGGUCACUGCGGUUCAAAUGAUGAUGAAUAUUCCCAACUGCCAGAAAAUACCUUGACCAGCAGAGACUUUGUGGGUUUCCAGAGACAUUGCAGCAAUUUGAUGGAUGAGUUUUGGAUAUUUUUUAUUUUAUUUUCUAAAUCCCCCCCACCUUUUUCUUUUCUAGAACGCACCACCCCCCCUCGGGGCUUCUCGUUCACAUAUAUACCUGUUUACCGGUAUAACAUCAUCUACGUCUGGUUCUUUUUCUAGGUAAUCCAUUUGUUUUUUCGUUGUUGUUGUUGUUUUUCCCCCCGCAAGUAAAUCGAAAGGGAGUCUCUCUAAAGCCUCUGAGCUGCUGGAGGGCUUUUGACAAGGUGAAUCCAGGAUCCGUUCCAUUAUCGAUGGACGGCACUCUCGAGUUGUUUGUGGCUUGAAAUAACUUUGGCAUUUAUCAAGGAGCCGAUCGAUGGCUCUCGAAGUUUUUAUUUUCGAUCCAAAAAGUAAAUAAAUUGUUGGAGAGGUUUUCAAGAGGGUCGAGACGACCACCAGUUAAUCAAUUAACCGCUAUUGGAAGUUGGACUAGUUCCUCUUGUUUUUAAAAGUCGCAGCAGCAACCGGCCCAGAUUGAAAUCGAUUUGGGUUUGGGAAACCUGGAUAUUAGCCAUUCACGACGUAAAUGGCGAAUUAAAGAAAAACCACUUCCUCGACUCUGGCCAAUUUUGUCCAAUCAAGUGAGUCGACACGCUGACACACAUUUUGCAACAAUGUUGAAAUGUGGCAACGCUGGCGCUGCUGUCGAUGGCAUCUUUUUUCUCUUGACGUCUUCCCUUCGCCUAUUUCUCAGUGUCUGUUUGUGUGUGUGUUUGUGGGUGUGUUCCGUCCAUAGUGCCUUUUGUGUGUCUUGUGUGUUUUUUUUGAGUUUGUUUCAGUUAUUUUUCCCCAAUGAAAUUCGUCCGAUGUUGAGGCCGUAAGACAGACAACAACGAAAAACAUGGCGUCGUUAUGGAUGAAACGCCGUUGCUAUGAACUUUGUUUGACGGUUGCCACUUGCUGAGAGAGGCGGCGUUCAUUGUUGUAUUACACCUUAUGCCUUUUUUCUCCCGGAUGACACAUCGUUGACAACGGGCCACCAUCGAGUGCUUCAUAAACGCUCGCCAUCGAUUCAACAAUAAAAAGACAGGCAGGAAGAGAGAGA
Daphnia pulex (common water flea) is the source of this 5685-nucleotide messenger RNA. RefSeq lists its product as uncharacterized. Lineage: Eukaryota; Metazoa; Arthropoda; Branchiopoda; Diplostraca; Daphniidae. The record is from RefSeq and is a predicted model, not a curated record. The transcript has 11 exons. Gene Ontology annotation, molecular function: zinc ion binding. Bases 150 to 4250 code for a protein of 1366 amino acids.